Messenger RNA from Camellia sinensis, 1284 nucleotides. The record is from RefSeq and is a predicted model, not a curated record. NCBI's taxonomy places the organism in Eukaryota, Viridiplantae, Streptophyta, Magnoliopsida, Ericales, Theaceae.
AUGAAGAAAUUUGCAGCUAUGUCUCUUCAAUCUUUCUUGCUUCUCUCUCUCUUCACCAUCUUCUCUGCAACUCCAAUCUCUUCUUCAACCCCACCAUCACUCUCUUACUCUGAUCACUGCUCUUCAACUGUCCCUGAAUCAAACCCAACUAUCCCUGACUACACAAUCUACCCCCAUCUCCAAUCACCCUUCAGCUACUACCACGGCGGCGAUGGACUUCUCACCACCACCACCACCACCACCACCACCUCCACCACCAACUUCUCUCAAUUCUCUUUCAAUCACCACAAAUAUAUCUCAUUCGAACCCACCAAACACAUCUUCAAAACCAAUACAAAUGGAGUUUACAAAAUCGAAGCCUACCUUCACUUGCAAUCCACAAACGAUUAUUACUACUCUCGCCAUGGCCGAUAUUUCAACGAUUCUCGGAGUUCAGUGAAGUUUUUGCUAAAUGGGUUUUUGUCAGAGAAAUCUGGGAAGAUUUGCAUGGUGGGUUCAGCAAAAAAUCUCAAUUUCCAUGCAGUUUUGAAGCUCAACUAUGUCAUGAAUCCCACCAUAGUUGAUAGCUUGAUUUCUGGAAGUUUGGAGAGUUUGAGCUCUUCAACUGAUUUGAAUUACUUCAAACCUGUUUGGAUCUUGGGCUUCUCUGAAACCAGUAAUUACAAGUACUCAGGAGAGUCUGGUAAUGGGUGUGAUAGUGGGAUUGAUUUUCCAAUUGAUCAAUCUCUUUCUUUGCCGCCAAGAAAGUUCUGUUCAUCACAGAGGCGAAUUGAUGCCGUUUUAAAGUACAAGAACGAGUGCAAUUCUUCUACGAAGAAGAAGAAUUGCACUGUUCUUGUUGACGGUAUUGAGUAUUUGCCUCGCGUGAUGUCCAUGGACUCGAUUCAGUGCUCUGAGGAUGAGCGAAAGGUUCGGUUCUUGAUACAAUUCGGGAACGGUAGUUAUAUGGGUUACAAUCAGCCUUUCGAACCCAAUUCAACGCUAGUUGCAGAGGCGUCGUGGGAUGAGGAAAAGGGCCAGUUAUGCAUAGUUGCUUGUAGAGUCUUGAAAGACAAUCACGUUGGCGAUUGCUCGAUCAGGAUGAGCUUGAGGUACCCUGCUUUGUGGUCAAUCAAGAACAGGGAAGCUAUUGUUGGGCAGAUUUGGACUACCAAGACUGUCAAUGAAGAGGGUUAUUUCAACAAAAUCAUGUUUGGAAGCUAUGAAAAUAACAUGGUUGGGGUUUCUGGUUUGAGAUAUAAUUAUACCCAAAUGGAAAGAAAUGAACAACAACAAUCCUGUUAA